AAAACUACAUUUCCCGUCAUGCAUCCACGCGGAUAAAACUACUGCAUCCACGUGUUUUGAUUAACAUCGCGCGGUGCACGAGACACUACAGCACAAAUCUCAGAUUUACUCUAUUUUACCAGCAGCAUGGCAUCCGAGCUAGCAUUGCUGAGUGUUUCUGAUAAAACCGGACUGGUUGAGUUUGCCAGGCGUCUGGUAUCAGUGGGUCUGUCGUUAGUGGCAUCAGGUGGCACUGCUAAAACUCUCAGAGAUGCUGGACUCACUGUCAGGGAUGUAUCUGAACUCACUGGAUUCCCUGAAAUGCUCGGAGGAAGAGUCAAGACCCUUCAUCCUGCUGUCCACGGUGGGAUUUUGGCCAGACAAACUCCCUCUGAUAAGGCUGAUAUGGAAAAACUAGGCUUUAGUCUUGUCAGAGUGGCUGUGUGCAACCUUUACCCGUUUGUGAAGACCGUUGCAUCCCCCAGUGUGACUGUGGAAGACGCUGUUGAGCAGAUUGACAUCGGUGGAGUUACUCUUCUUCGAGCAGCAGCUAAGAAUCAUGCCAGAGUCACUGUAGUCUGUGAUCCGUCUGACUAUGAUGUUGUUGCCAAGGAAAUGGAAUCCUCCGACAACCAUAAUACCACAGUGGAAACCCGCAAGACUCUUGCACUCAAGGCCUUCACACACACUGCUCAGUACGACGAGGCCAUUUCUGAUUACUUCAGACGUGAAUACAGUCGAGGAAUUUCCCAGCUGCCCCUGCGGUACGGCAUGAACCCCCAUCAGGCACCUGCUCAGCUUUACACUCAACGCCCUGCACUUCCACUCACCGUGCUGAAUGGAUCUCCAGGCUUCAUUAACCUGUGUGAUGCUCUGAACGCCUGGCAGCUGGUGAGAGAGUUGAAGAGAGCUCUUGGGUUGCCAGCUGCCACUUCAUUUAAACAUGUCAGCCCUGCAGGAGCUGCAGUUGGCGUGGCUUUGAGCGAAGAUGAGGCCAAGGUGUGUAUGGUGAAUGACAUGCUCCAGGAUCUCACCCCUCUCGCCACUGCAUACGCCAGAGCCAGAGGAUCUGACAGGAUGUCCUCCUUUGGAGACUUCAUUGCUUUGUCUGACAUCUGUGACGUCCCUACUGCCAAGAUCAUCUCCAGAGAGGUUUCAGAUGGGAUCGUUGCUCCUGGUUAUGAGGAGGAAGCACUGCGCAUUCUCUCCAAAAAGAAGAAUGGAAACUAUUGCGUCCUUCAGAUGGAUCCCGAGUAUGAACCUAAUGAAGAAGAGGUGAGAGUGCUGUUUGGUUUGCACCUCAAACAGAAGAGGAACGGGGCUGACAUUGAUAAAGAGCUCUUCAGCAACAUUGUGUCAAAGGGCAAGCUCUCUGAGAGUGCGCUACGAGACCUCAUUGUAGCCACUAUCGCAGUGAAGUACACUCAGUCCAACUCUGUGUGUUAUGCAAAGGAUGGUCAGGUGAUUGGCAUUGGUGCUGGGCAGCAGUCUCGUAUCCACUGCACUCGGCUGGCAGGAGACAAGGCUGAUAACUGGUGGCUCCGGCAUCAUCCACGAGUGCUCAAUAUGAAGUUUCGCAGUGGAGUGAAGCGUGCAGAGAUGGCUAAUGCCAUUGAUCAGUAUGUCAGUGGAACAAUUGGAGAGGGUCCAGAUAUGGAAGUUUGGAAGGGUCUGUUUGAUGAGGUUCCUGAAACUCUGUCAGAGUUUGAGAAGAAGAACUGGAUCAGUUCUCUGCAGGCUGUGGCCCUCAGUUCAGAUGCUUUCUUCCCCUUCCGGGACAAUGUGGACCGUGCCAAACGGAGUGGUGUGGAGUAUAUUGCCGCCCCCUCUGGCUCUACUGCGGAUGAAGUGGUCAUGAAUGCCUGCAAUGAGCUGGGUAUUACCCUGGUGCACACCAAAAUCCGUCUUUUCCAUCACUGAAAAGCACUACAAAACAUCCAGUUGAAUACAAAUAUCCAACUAGUUUCACUGUUACGAAAGUAUAUGGUUUCUUUUUAGAUGCACAUCAUUUACUGUGAUUACAAGUUGUUAUGCAUAUUUCAUAACUUAGCUAGUCCACUUUGACACUAACUCAGUAGUUUGAAUUUUGCAAAGUUUCUCUUUGUCCUCACAUCCUAAAGCCAAGAGCAAAGUGACAUUAUUGCUAAGUAGUUAGGAACAUCAUUCAUACAUGGCUUCUUUAAUACUGAUAUGCUCAGAAUGAGAUGAUCCAUUACUGUUCUUUUAUAUUGUUUCUUUGCAUAAUUUCUGCCAUGCCGACCUUGUUGGGAGCUGCUGUAUGAAACCUUUGCUAUGUGAAAUUCUGUCCACAACACUUCCUGAGACAUUCCAAUGUGCUGCCAUUAGUGUCCAAGAGCAUUACAAAAUAAAAACCCAAAUCCGAUAUAAUUGUCAUAGAUUCCGUCAAGGGUUUAUUUGCAUUUGUUGACCUGAUUUGCAAGGUUUCUUUACUUUAUUCAAAAUAAUCCAAAAUAAUUUAUUUUGAGUGACAUUUUAUAAAUACAAUUUGUCAUGAGUCUUGCAAUAUAUCAGAAAAUGGAUUUAACAGUAAUGAGAAAUGGUGUAGACAGCAGAACGAUGACCAUCAAAUGAAACAAAAAUUAACGUUCUAUACAAUCCAAACACUUCUGAAUGAAGGGGAUAAAAACUCAAAAGAAUUUAGAAAAUUUACAUUUGUAUCAAUCUGAAAACAGUGCUGACCCAAAAUAAUCAAUAAGCCAUGUUUAAAAAAUUGUUUAUAUUAAAGAUGCAUUGAGACUAAAUUUUUGGUACCUCAGUGUACCCCCAGUGGUGUGCUAACAUUCUUAUAAAACAGUGCUUAUUUUUACUACUUAGUCUCAUGAUUGCCUCUAUAUUCAUUAAUGAAGUCUGAAAACCUCUGACAACAA
Molecule: messenger RNA, 2867 nt
Organism: Carassius carassius (crucian carp)
Lineage: Eukaryota; Metazoa; Chordata; Actinopteri; Cypriniformes; Cyprinidae
Gene: atic
Product: 5-aminoimidazole-4-carboxamide ribonucleotide formyltransferase/IMP cyclohydrolase
Exons: 15
Coding region: 127-1899 (590 amino acids)
Biological process (GO): 'de novo' IMP biosynthetic process
Cellular component (GO): cytosol
Molecular function (GO): IMP cyclohydrolase activity; phosphoribosylaminoimidazolecarboxamide formyltransferase activity
Source: RefSeq, a predicted model, not a curated record